This is a messenger RNA of Vicia faba (fava bean), 1731 nucleotides long. The record is from the annotation of a GenBank genome assembly. Lineage: Eukaryota; Viridiplantae; Streptophyta; Magnoliopsida; Fabales; Fabaceae.
AUGGAACCUCCUAAUGGUUUUUGGUCUUCAUUAUGGAGCACGUUGUGCUUUCUCCCAUACUUCAUCAGCCUUUGCAUUCUAGGCACCAUUAAAGGUGUUAUUAUCUGUCCCAUAAUAUGCUUAAUAAUGACAAUUGCAAACUCAACUAUCAUACUUGGUCUUUGGUGCAUACAUAUUAUUUGGACAUAUUACUGUGUUCUAAGAUGUAAACAAUUUGGACCACUAUUGAAAUUUGUGAUGUGCACAAUUCUACUACCAGUGAUUUUGAUUAUAUGGCCAAUUGUUGGAAUUUUUGGAAGUAUUAUAGGUGGUGUUGCCUAUGGAUUUCUUUCACCAUUGUUUGCUACUUUUGAAGCUAUUGAAGGAGAAGACAACAAAAUUUUCCACUGUUUUAUCGAUGGAACAUUGAGCUGUAUUUUGAAAACUUUUGAUAUUGUGAAGGAUGUAAGAGAUGCAUGCUUCCAUACUUAUUUCUCCAUCAUGGAUGAUCUGAGACAAGAUGAACCACCAAAUGGAAAAUAUUAUGAGAUCAGGCCAGAUUAUCUACUAGAUGCUAUUGUAGCUGCGAUUCUUGGAAUCAUAGUUGAUGUUCCAAUUAUAUCGUUGGUUGCGUUAUGUAAAGUUCCAUACAUGCUUUUCAAAGGCUGGAACCGGUUGUUUCGCGACCUCGUUGGUCGCGAAGGACCUUUCUUGGAGACAAUAUGUAUGCCUUUUGCAGGGCUUGCUAUCCUUCUAUGGCCGCUGGCUGUUGUUGGCGCGUUACUGAUAUCCGUGAUAGCAAGCAUCUUUCUCGGCGCUCGCGCUGGAAUCAUUGUCUAUCAGGAAUCCUCUUUUUUGUUUGGGCUUCGAUAUAUUGUUGCAACCUUGUCGCUUUACGAUGAAUAUAGUAAUGAUGUUCUUGACAUGUCGGAAGGAUCUUGCUUCCCAAGGCCUAAAUAUCGACGAAAAAAGAUCGAAAUAUCACAGACACCUUCACGAUCAAAUUCCAUCUCAAGAACUAAGUCCUUAACAAAGACUAUUUCAUGUACAAUUACUCUUACUAAUAACAUAGCCGAGUUGAAACCAUUUGAGUUAUUGGAUGGCUUGUGCAAGGAAUGUCAUAAAGUAGGAGAAACAUUGGUUUCUCAGGGACUAAUAACACAUGAUGACAUACAAGAAGCCAUGGUUGGGAAAGAGAGUAAAGUCAUUAGUAUUGGUUUGCCAGCUUAUUGUCUUCUUCAAGCACUUUUGCGUUCUAUAAAAGCCGAUUCUCACGGUAUAUUGAUAACUGAUGAUACUGAACUAACUACGACAAAUAGACCAAAGGAGAAGUUUUUUGAAUGGUUCCUUAAUCCACUUUUGAUCAUUAAAGAUCAAAUCAAAGCCGAAAAUCUUUCGGUUUCGGAAGAGGACUACCUAUGCAAAUUAGUUCUUUUCAAUGGUGAUUCUGUAAGGAUAAAAAAUUUAACUUUUGGUCCUCCUCCUGAAUCCGAACACAAACUCGCCGAACUCGAUGCAUUGGCUAGAAGGCUUCGAGGUAUCACAAAAUUUAUUACAAGAUUUCCAACAUACAAAAGGCGAUUCGAUAUUCUCGUGAACACAUUAUCUGAAGAGCUUGCUGAUAAACAUGGAACUUCAACAAUAAUGAGAUCAAAAAGUGCUUUUCCUAAGAUUUUUAGUUUGAAAUCAUUCAAAGUUAGCAAAAGUAAUAUUUCUGAUCUAAAAUCUGAAGAUUCAGAAACUUCGUUAUAA